AUGAAUUUUGUGGGAGCAGAUCGUCAACUACAGAAAAUGUUUUCUGAGGCAUCAGCAGAGUUUGCUUCGGUCGCUACAUACCUUGCUUCGCAUGGUACCCAGUGGAAAUUCAACCCUCCUGCAGCACCUCACUUCGGAGGUUUAUGGGAAGCUGCAGUUAAGUCGACAAAAUUCCAUCUUCGUCGAGUCAUUGGAUACUCUACAUUGACGUUUGAAGAAAUGACCACUCUUUUAACACAAAUUGAGGCUUGCGUUAAUUCUCGGCCUCUCAGAGCUCAGUCAGAUGAUCCAACAGACAUUUCUGCCCUCACACCAGGACAUUUUCUCAUUGGAGGUCCACUGAAUACAGUUCCUGAACCAUCGCUUGCAGACGUUCUUCCAAAUCGAUUAACUCUCUGGCAGUUGAUCCAGCAAAUGCGUGAUCAUUUUUGGAAGCGCUGGUCAGCUGAGUAUUUGAAAGAACUUCAACCUCGAUCCAAGUGGACUACUUCAUCGCCAUCCAUACAGAUUGGAGAUUUAGUUCUUAUUUGA
This is a messenger RNA of Belonocnema kinseyi, 531 nucleotides long. RefSeq lists its product as uncharacterized. The record is from RefSeq and is a predicted model, not a curated record. The coding region runs from base 1 to 531 and encodes 176 amino acids. Gene Ontology annotation, molecular function: nucleic acid binding. The transcript has a single exon. NCBI's taxonomy places the organism in Eukaryota, Metazoa, Arthropoda, Insecta, Hymenoptera, Cynipidae.